AUGUCGACUCGACGACCUUCGUUCGGCACAUCUCGAUCGUCGCCAAUCAUCGAGUCUUCUCUCUCCAAACGCACCUAUUCUCCCCUCAACAGCUCUGCCAUCUUAGACGAACCCACUCGUCCUUUCCACGUGCGUCGGCGGCUUCGACGAGCGUCACAACCUGCUGAACCAUCUCACUCCUCGCUGCGCUUCCGAUUCGAUUCGGACAACACCCUCCGCGAUGGGCUGGGCAGCACCACCGAGUCGGGAUCCUCCGACGACGAAUGGGAUCCUUCGCUGUUUCUAAGGAAUCGCCAGCAUCAUCAGCCGCUGACCUCGCUCGAAUACCUCGACCUCCCCGCCUCGUUGCCGUAUUCUAUCGUCUCGCUGCGUGCACAGCUGCUCUCUUAUCUCACCGAGCUCGAGCUGCGAGCACGUGCUUUUUACUCGCAGCGCAUCUCUCGUGCCACAUCUUCCUCUGCUUUGGAUGACAGCGUCGAUCCCCUGUCCGAAGCCACCGGGUCCAACAUCAGCGACGGCAGCAGUAGCGGUCAAGACGAGUCGGACACCAAGUCAGCUUGGAUCGACAGUCACUCGGCCGCCUUCUUCCAGCAGGUUGAGGCUAUGCGCGAAGACCUGAGGCGACUCGUGGCUUUGCUUCCCACCUACCCAGCAUCUGCUUCUUCUGCCCUCGCGUCUCGUUCACAGUCACUUGCUCACGACUGGGAGCGAUUGUCGUCCAGCUUCACUUUGCCCAUCAGCCUCGGCAACGGUCUUCGAGAACGUCUACCACGCCUCCCCACCUCGGCAGAUGCGGCACGGCUCAAGGCGGAACUCCCUUCAUUACCCACCAUGCCCCGCCUUCCGCAGCUUGACCUCGAUUUCGCUUCAGUGCUCGAGCCCCUCUCGACGCAACUACCCACACAGGCCUAUGCGCUUGCGGCCAAGAUGCAGGCGCGCCUUGAGUCGAUUCAAGAGUCCAUGCGCAACAUGGCCUGGCGCGACGCUCUGCAGAUUGCCGAGCAGGACGGCACCAAUGCGACACUCGCCCAGCGGUUUGAGGCUAAACUUGUCGAUCUCUCGGCACGCUCUCGUUCGCGAGCCAACAGCUUCGCUUCGCGUGCCGGUCACGCGGUGCACGAAGCAGAGGAAAAGCUGUAUCAGCUUGCCGUCGAGCUGGCACGCAACGGUCAGGAGUUGAUCCAUUACGAGCAUCUGCCCGCCUUCUUUCGCAACAACGAGCACAUCUUGUCCGGCUACCGCUUCAUUCCGGUCGAGAACUGGCCUGCGUUGCUGCGCAGCUCCUUCCAGGUUCACAAUGAAACGGGCAACAUCCACACACAUCUAUGGGGUCUCCUCGCCAUUGUUCCGCUCUUCUGGCCAAGUAAAGGUCUGGAUGACCAGACGACGCCGAUGGACAGGCUCGUGCAGACCGUCUACCUGCUGGCCGCCGUCAAGUGUCUCACGCUGUCCGUGUCUUGGCAUGUGAUGGCCGGCUGUUCGGACCGCAAAUGGUUCGAGCGAUUCGCUUGCGUCGACUACACGGGCAUCGCAUGGCUUGUCGCUGCCUCGAUCUGGACCAUCGUCUACAACUGUUUCUACUGUCAGCCCAACCUGGCGCUGUUCUACUCAUUUACCACGCUCGUCGUCGGUCUUGCCGGCGCUAUCUUGCCGUGGGCCGAGUGGUUCAACCAGCGCCACAACAAGCACUGGCGCAUCGCUGUGUUCCUAACUAUGGCGUUCACGGGAUUGGCGCCGUUCUCGCAUGCAGCCUUCGAACAUGGCCUGGCCAAGACGUUUUCGUUUUUCAGCCCUAUCUUCCCCUCGUUGGCGUUCUACGUCGGAGGUCUGGUGUUCUACGCUACGCAGUUCCCCGAGAGCUGGGCGCCUGGCCGAUUUGAUACGUGGGGCCAUUCGCAUCAGCUCUGGCACGUGGGCAUUGUGCUGGCGAUUGUGUUCCACUAUCGUGCUGCGCUGCUGUUCCAUGCUAACCGCUUCGAGUUUAGCUGUGCCGUGCCCGGGGCGGAUGUGGCAGCGAACAUGACAGCAGCGGCAUCAUCGGGUGCGGAUUCGACGACGCUCUUCCAGCGCUUGUUUGGUCUGCUUGCCAGGGUGCAGCCGUUCGGUGCGACGGGUCAGGCGGCAGCGACGGUGACACGACCGAUCGAUUCCAUGUUUGCCAAGGUUGGAGGCAUGGAAGGUAUCAUAGGUUUGUCUCGCGCCGACGACCAGGUGUUGCAGUGGAGGAGACUACUCGGCAAGAUCGGAAACGGCGCGGUUGGGAGGGGUUGGGAUGCGCUCGUGGACUGGGCGCAGAACUUUUGGUGA
Molecule: messenger RNA, 2307 nt
Organism: Sporisorium graminicola
Lineage: Eukaryota; Fungi; Basidiomycota; Ustilaginomycetes; Ustilaginales; Ustilaginaceae
Exons: 1
Coding region: 1-2307 (768 amino acids)
Cellular component (GO): membrane
Molecular function (GO): signaling receptor activity
Source: RefSeq, a predicted model, not a curated record